Varroa destructor (honeybee mite) is the source of this 7614-nucleotide messenger RNA. RefSeq names its product ubiquitin carboxyl-terminal hydrolase MINDY-1-like. Gene Ontology annotation, biological process: protein K48-linked deubiquitination. Gene Ontology annotation, cellular component: cell periphery; cytosol. Gene Ontology annotation, molecular function: cysteine-type deubiquitinase activity; K48-linked deubiquitinase activity; cysteine-type carboxypeptidase activity. Lineage: Eukaryota; Metazoa; Arthropoda; Arachnida; Mesostigmata; Varroidae. The record is from RefSeq and is a predicted model, not a curated record.
AUUGGUCGACUUUGUAUUUCUACAAAACGCUGCAAUUAUGUUUCUUUGUCUAUUGAGUUAAGCGAUGUUGUUUUAUUCGAGAUACAGGCUUGGUAUUUUCCCAUGUUGGUCCUACUCGACGUCUCGUACCUAUUUUUUAUGCGUCAUCAAACAUUCUAUUUGGUCUGGACCUUACCUUGUCAUACCCCAGUUUGAAACCAUCGAUGCGCGAUAACUAAUGCGGUUUGGGAUUGACUCUGCAAUAUUAGUAUUUUUAUCUCCAUCAGUGUAAAUCAUGGAGGUAUAAAUCGCUUUUGAUGUCAUGUUAGAGACUUGAUUUGUCAAUGGAAGACAUUAUACACUCCGUCGCUUAUGCGAUGGUCAGUGUUUGACUUUGGAAUUGGAUAACAGAAAGAACACCAGUGAUGUCAUACGGAGACAUGGCGGAACCUAACGGGGGUGGUUCGAGUGAGAAAGGAUCGAGUGCUCCUGGUGGCGCAGGCGGCAAUGCCACGGCCCCACCCCUUCGAUCGACCAACAGCGACAAUGAGGACCACGUAUAUCACGUCCGAUGGGUUGAGUUGGGUGGCGUUAAGUAUCCUAUCGUAACCCAGAAUGAAAAUGGCCCGUGUCCGCUUCUGGCCAUUAUAAAUUUACUUGUCCUGAAGGGUGCUAUACAUUUGCAGGACAUGGGAGGAAUUGUCACUGCGGAGCAACUCAAAUCGUACGUCAUGGAUGCCUUGCUUGGAGCAAUGCCAGGGGACCUACCGGAAGCUUCACAGCUUAACUAUCAACAGAAUUUUGACGAUGCUGCAUCAAUCUUACCCAAAUUGUCAACAGGCAUCGACGUUAACGUUAGAUUCACGGGAGUCCGCGAUUUUGAGUUCACGGCGGUGUGUAGUCUGUUCGAUCUCCUUCAAAUUCCACUCUACCACGGCUGGGUAGUUGAUCCGCAUAAUCAAGCGCAAUGUCGCGCUGUAGGCAGGUUGACUUACAACCAACUAGCGGAAAAAGUUAUCAAUGAUCGUGCUUCACCGGAUAAGGAGAAAAGUUGGAAUGCCGAGCUCUGCGAUCAUUUUCUAAAGGAUACCAGCUCUCAACUUACUAUUGCCGGGAUCAACCAACUUAAAGACACGAUGAAGGAUCACGAACUCGCCGUACUUUUUAGAAAUAACCAUUUUAUUACGCUAACUAAGCACAACGGCCAGCUACACCAAUUGGUGACGGACCAAGGUUUCUUGCAAAUGCCGUCGGUCGUAUGGGAAACUCUGUCAGGUGUUGUCGGCGGGGGCAAGUUUACCGAUGGUGACUUCCGCGAAUCGCCGCCUCAACUUACGCCCGAGCAGCAGAUCGAAACUGACGCUCAGAUUGCCCGUCAGAUGCAGAACGAAGAUGCGCAAGCGGCCGCAACCAUGUCGGCCAGUCGUGCACAUCCGGCUAGCAUGCGAGACAGGCCGCGGCAAAAUCAGCCGGGACAUCAGGGUAAUCUGGUCCUGAGUGGUGCACCCGGCGGCGGUGACACAAGUAUUCCUGACGACGUUCGCGCCGGCGAUGAUGUUCAAGGCCAAAGUCGGGUGCCGUCCCCAGAUGGAGACCAUGGCAGAUCACAUGUGAGUCCGACUGAUAAUACUAGUAACUCCAAGAAAUGGGUAUGUAUGUGUUAUUUGAUCGGUAAGGUGUUAGCCUUUUGAGGACUGAGAGAGUUUGAAAUGGAUGGAUUAUCAUUAGGAGAUACUUAUCACGGCCACUAUUUGGACAUGUGAUUCUGUCACUGAGCAUCAGAGAGCAAGAAAAUUUUGAACAAAAUUAAUACUGAUUCAUAAACAUAGCUUGAGUUGAAAAAUCGUUGCACUCUCUAGUGGACAAUACGUAUAAAUAAAUAAGCAAUAGAAAUACGGCCCGCUAGCAGGUUCAAAACGUAACCUUUAAACACUAACAAAUAUGGUUAGUCGCUAUUCGGCGAAGUUUACUAAAUUACGCUCUAUUUUUGUUUGUGUUAGCUUAAUAUCCAGCCUCAGCUUGAUUGUAAAGCUCAAAUGUAAAGUUGUUCUGCCGAGUGCUAUUACAUUUAGCCAAUACAAAAUCUGCAAGCAAACUAUUGAGAGCGAUUUAUUAAUACUAAAUGUGUCAAAUAUUUUUACAGCUAUUCUGGAGGACCUAGAGGCAAGUUACUGUAAAAAAAUGAACCCUUUAUUAGAACUGAUAACCAGGAGUAGUUGCUCGAGCUGCUGCAGCCUUAAUGACAACAAUUUUUUCUUGCUCUGACUAUGAUGGUGGUGGACACUAUCUGAGAUCUUAUGCUAUAUAUACAUAUAUCUAUUUUACAUUUGUGCUGAUGAAUCGCCUCAAUAACCUAACUGACCACAUUUUUUGAUCUGAUUUGACCGAUUUGCUUCAAAGAUGCUGCUUUCGCUGGGAGCUUGACAAGAGAAUUUUAAAGAGCGAAAUAAUAUUUACUCAAAAUAAUCGGAAAUAGACAUUUUCUUUGCCUACAAUCCUUUACUUUGUUGUCCGCAGCAUGACCUCUAUGAAUAGAUGCACUUAUAACGGAUCUACACUAUUGCCAUACUGAUAGCACCUUCUGAUAGGAGUUAUACGCAACUGUUGAAACCAACUUAGCCUACCCAAUACUUUCACACAUAAAGCUUAUUCCUGGUCAAUAUAUUUCCGGAAAAGAAAGUGAUCAUGAUAAUACAAUUGUAUCGGCAAUGCUGUGUAUUUCAACUGUCUUUUUCUGGCAGGAAUUGUUUUCUUUUUCCAAAAGAAAACCUGUUCAAGGCAACAUAUCUGCAUAACAAACAGAGUACGAACAUAUACUAACAUCUUAUACAAAUUGCUGAGACUGAAUAUUCUGUAGUUUUUUUCUUACCUUAUCUUAUUACUGUUUCAGCAUGUUUGGCAUCUAGAAGGGCAGCUUAAUCAUUAGUUCUGUUACUGACACAAAUAAGCUAUUCGUCCCACGAUCUUUGUGUUCACUAAUUUCACAUUUGGUUUUAUUCUUCGUCUGUGUGUACAUGUGGAAUGUUCUUUAAAUGCAUAGAACUGCAGCGUUUCGUAGUACAGGCCUCCUCGGGACCGCGACGACUUCGAACGGAGUAGUUGACCCAGUCCCCCAGAAAGAAUAAUAGAAAAACGAUGAUGAUAGCAUCAACAACAGCCAGAACAACGAUAUCGUCUCCCAAGCACCUCGGUCAUCGCGAAGAUCAUCCCUGUAGCAUGAACGGCAUAAUUCAAGGUAUCAAGCGAGCAUCAACUCUGCGUUGGCUCAACCUUUCCAGCACGCUGAAUUACAUAUUGACGUUGAGGCUGCACGUCUCCUUUUCGAAGUCAACUCACUGCGUCUCUUAGCGGUGCCUUUACUAGUGCAGAUCGGAGGUCAGAGAUCGAAGACAGGAGACGAUUACUGAUACAUAAUACCUCAAGAGUUUGAUACCUUCCGAGAAACGAGGAGAGCCACGUGUUAUCCAUCCAUGAGAUAAUAUUAUUUAAGCCGACAACCCUGUAUUGCAGUUGCGGUAUCUGCUUAGUGUAUGUCAGUUUAUAACAAGUGCAGACGACUGACAAGUACAGGUUCAUAGACUCAUUUACCUAACUAUUUGUUGAUGACUAGCAGUGCACGAGCAGCGAAAGCGGACGACUCAAUCCGAGAAAUUUACUAAAUACAUAUAUACACACACCCACUAAUGCAUGGCUGUGGUUUAAUGUGUAACUAUCCUGUAUUACGAGGGUACCAGUCUUUUUAAUCGGUGCAAUUUCGGUGUUUAUAAUUUUGCUUCGCAGUGCGCAGUGCGAUAUUGAAGGAUAACAGGUCCGAAAUGCGAUGGGUGGUAGUUAGUCGCGGCGCUAACGUUCGACGUGUUUGAGCACAAAAUUUCCAAAUAAUAGUGGUAAUAACAAGAUGACCAUCAUUGGUGCCGGUAGUGUAAUCAUUGGAUUUUAAUUUCAAAAAAAGCAAUGGAGAAUAAGCCUUUGCCUUGUGUGUCUUCAGUUAACAAGUCGAAACUUUGAUCUGAACUGGGAAAGGACCUGACUAAUGAUUGAUUUUGUCAAAUUUGGGUGCAAGUACUAACAGGAUGUUUAUUUUACAUUGUUUGGACAUUGUCAUUCUUUUUAUGUAAUUUUUGUCACUACUAUUGCUAUCCAGCUGUACCAAAAACGUGAUCUUCGAAAGGUUCCUGAAACACUAAUCUCGAAUUUUAUCGUAAUCGUAAGGACUGUACAUACUCUAAAAGCUUAGAUGUCAUUUAUGAAUAAUCGAAAUAACAAGGAGAGAGAAUGGAAUGAGGUGGAGAAAAUGUGUUGACGUAACAUUACUAUAAUAUAUGUAUCAUUUCUAUCCUACUAUUUACAAAAUCAUAUGUUCCUCACGAACAUAUUGGAGAGAUCGACAGGCAUAUGACGGGAAAAGCAUUUAACUCCUGCAAAACCCCCUCCAAUUGACAAAGCUUCUACCUUUAUUAUUUACCUUUUUGCCCAUCAAUAUAGGGUUUAUUAGUUCAUGCUGUGGCAAGCUCUGCUUGCUCUUAUGCAUCAAGUUUAGCACAAUAGUAUACCAAGCCCCUGUGCUCGAUGACGGUGCGAAUGAGCUAAAUUUGAAAGCUUUAUAUUAUAAUUAUACCAAGCUAGCAUACAAUGAUCCUCUUUAGAAUUUAUUUAGCCUCGGGCCUCGGUAAUAGGUCAGUUUUCUUGUCCAACGAAAUAUUUGAUCGGAGUACCUUGUUCGAAUUUGCUGUGAGUGAGAGGCUGUUAAAUCUGUGUUGAAACUUCGUAAGGGCAAAGGCGACAGAAAAACGGUUUCUAGAUAAUUUGAAUGUGCUGCAAUCGGCUUAUUAUAAGCCAUGUGGAUAGUAUUUAUAGUAACCCAACUACACUGGGGAGAAUAGUGACGUUAAUGCAUUAAUGGUGAGAUAACUGAUGACAAGGACGACAGAGAUGCAAAGUUGAAUAAUGUUGGUUAUGAUGUGCGAUAUGAAAGAAACGUGUGAUAGCGGUAACAAAAUGUAACGAAAUACAUUAUAUAGAUGGAACUAGAGAUAUGAGUCGGUGAAUAACAUUUUUAUGCGAAUGUUAAAGGAAGUUGGAGUCAUAUCGACAAGCAGUAUAUAAUGACGUAGGUAAAGGCAAAUGUGGCGAUUGAAACGAACGUUAAUCAUAUUAUUGCUAGAAAAAAAUGAACCUGAGCUCUUACGGCCAGGCGCUUUCACAACAUCAGAUGAACUUGAUAUCGGGUAAUUUAAAAAGAAACAAUGAGGUAUGGAAGAUAUUGGUAGUAUUAUUAUCAUCUUUUAUAGCAGCAAAACUAGUAGAGUUAUUCCUGGUUUUUACUUUUGGCUUCAACAUAAUAUAUAAAACUUAGUUCAAGUUUUUUAUAUGUGUGAGAACAUCAAGCAGAUGAUAUUUAGUAAUUGUCUACUCGCAUAGAAGUGCUAAAGAAGAACUGUACAAAAUAAAGUGAACAGAAACUGAUAAACAACUCGUACCAAGAUAUAACUACGAUGAUACUGACGGUAACGAUGAUUCGAGGGUUUAGUUUACCAGGCAGAGGUGAGACGCUAACAUGUCACGUCCAUCUAAGAAAACAGAGUUGAAUCUCAAACUUUUCAUGUCGUAUUGCAGCACACAAAGAGGACGCAUGGUCUCUUCUAUUAAUCAGUUCUUUAUCUUAUACGCUAAAUUUAUAUCCGUUAGGACGAAUCAAUAGUUUGCAGAGGAUCUAUCUCUAUAAAAGUUACUUGACCGUGCCGUUGUAAAAAUUCUUUGGAAUUUAAAACCUUCUAAAUGAUGGAACUACGUAAGUAUUUAAACGAUUGUUUUUUCCGCGAAGUUUAAAAAAGUUUAUGAUCUACUUUCUCUCGCGGAGCAAAAAGCUAUACCAGGUAAUCUUCUGAAACAAGGAAACAAAUACUGGAAGUAAAAAAAUCGAUGAUUUCACAAGUCACCAUAAGGCUAGUUAUUCCUUUAAUAGUCAUCCAGGUAAUCAUUCGUAUUCGAUGGACUACUGCACAUCAAACCUUGUCGAAAGCAAACUCUGUUUUGAGGUCUACUAAAUAGUUAGAAUUCACAGCUUGAUACAAACAAAUGUAUUGCAGAUAAUGGACGCUUCCCAUCGCAUUAAAACAUGCACGAUUUUGACUUCGAAUUAUAUUCGAACAUAGCCGCCCACUAGGCACGGUAAAAUUGCAUUAUAUGCGUGGGCUAUAAAAUUCGUACACUACCAAUUGUGUAAUCGUUAAAAUAGGCAUAAUUCUGCUUCGGUGUCAUGCGCUCAACAAACGAACAAGAGUACAAGGUGCAUCAACGGUAUACAACAAGCAGGACAGGCCAGCUUUUUUGUGAGUUGCUUUACUAAGUAAGCUGGUUGUAAGUUGCGAUUAUGAAACUCCAUUUAAAUUUCUUUGCGUAGUUUUCUUUCCGAGAGCUUUGAGAUGAUAUAGUAACGUAUGUGUAACUCUUAUGGCUUUCGAACUGUAACGUUGUCUGAUUACCUCACCUUGACGACUAAAAAAGUUGUCAAUAAUUCCUUUGAAACUGAUGAGUGUGACAUGAAUCAGAUAACUCUUUGGCACCAUCGUUACUCUUAAGCAGCUUUCAUUUUUAUUAUUUUUAUGACAAGGGCGAGGCCGAAUAAAAACAAAGUCUGAUAAAAGAAUUUACCCACGAAUCUAUGCAUGAAAAUAAAUUGCGAAUAAUUAUUUGUAUAGUUAUUUGUAAACAAGUGCGUUAAAAUGAGCUCUCUGGUAGAGGCCACUUUGUAAAGGAGUAUACGUUAUGUUAUCAUACUGACAACCAUAGGUAUUAUUUUACCUGAUAAGUUUUCAUGAAGAAAUAAAGACUGCGCGAGUUAACUCGAUAAACACUGGACAGAGAUCGAUACGUGCGCAAGGUUGCAGAAUUAAAAAAGACCAACGUGGGAUUUAUUUAGCAUAGCUUUAGAAGAAACAGGUUAGACCUCGUUAGAAUUAAUCGUACAGAAACGGACGAAAAAUACAAGCAAUAAGAAAUAUCGCAAAAUACAAAGCACACUGAGAAAGUCGUUACAGGCUGUUGACGGCGGUAAUACGAAUACUGCCGAUAUAUUGAUAUUAUCAUUGGAAUAUAUAUAUGCACUUGAAGAAAACGCUGUCAAGUGGAAUCUGGGUGCUCUUGAUGCUCGGCGGGUCGCUGUGAUUGUUCGUCUGCUUUCGAUGGCACCCUGCUGACUAGGAUAUACAAAAUGAGGAAAAUGUCAAGUAAGAUGAACGGUAAUGAUAUACGGGAAAAUAUUUACCAAGAAAAGCGUUUAUGGCGGUGAUUCAUAGUAAUACGUAUAAUUAUUAUGAUAACAAAAAGGAUGUCGGAUGUUCAAGAUCUCCACACAAAAUUAGCAGAAGUACCGAUUACUGAACAGGCGGAUCCGUGCGGGUAAGGUGGUAACUGAUAGUAGAUUUCAACGCCUGUAGUCUGACGCGCAUCUUUCAAUAGAGGAUUCGAGAUCAUCUAUUCAAAGGAAGCUCCAUCCGGCAAAUGUAAAAUACACUGAAGCGCUUAACUAAGAACGGGAUCAGAAGAAGAAAGCUAAUCAGAAGAAAAAGAAAUAAAAGGACCGAAGGAGUGGAGUAUAAAUUUGGACGAGGCUCUACGGCGCCGAUAUCUGUA